AUGGGGAACCGAGGUAUGGAGGAUCUGAUCCCGUUGGUCAACAAGCUGCAGGAUGCCUUCAGCUCCAUUGGCCAGGCCUGCAAUCUGGACCUGCCGCAGAUCGCAGUGGUCGGCGGACAGAGUGCUGGCAAGAGCUCCGUGUUGGAGAACUUUGUUGGCAGGGACUUCCUGCCCCGCGGAUCUGGUAUCGUCACCCGCAGGCCCCUGGUUCUGCAGCUUAUCAGUGCCAAUGCAGAAUGGGCUGAGUUUCUACACUGCAAAGGGAAGAAGUUCACAGAGUUUGACGAGGUCCGCCAGGAGAUCGAGGCGGAGACCGACCGCAUCACAGGGGCCAACAAAGGCAUAUCCCCCAUCCCCAUCAACCUGCGCGUCUACUCCCCUCACGUGUUGAACCUGACACUUAUCGAUCUGCCGGGGAUCACCAAGGUGCCGGUUGGGGACCAGCCUGUGGACAUCGAGCAGCAAAUCAGGGACAUGAUUAUGCAGUUCAUCACCAGAGAGAGCUGCCUGAUUUUGGCUGUCACACCAGCCAACACUGAUCUGGCCAACUCCGAUGCCCUUAAAUUAGCGAAGGACGUCGACCCCCAGGGUCUGAGAACUAUUGGGGUCAUCACCAAGCUGGAUUUGAUGGACGAGGGCACAGAUGCCCGAGAUGUCCUGGAGAACAAGUUGCUACCACUGCGAAGAGGUUAUAUCGGGGUGGUGAACCGCAGUCAAAAGGACAUUGAUGGGAAGAAGGACAUCAGGGCAGCUCUGGAUGCAGAGAGGAAGUUUUUCUUGUCUCAUCCCUCCUACAGACAUAUGGCUGAAAAAAUGGGCACCCCACGGCUACAGAAAAUCCUCAAUGAGCAACUGACCAACCACAUCCGGGACACGCUGCCGGCAUUCCGCAGUAAGCUGCAGUCCCAGCUGUUGGCACUGGACAAGGAGGCAGAGGAAUACCGGGGAUACCGACCCGAUGACCCGUCCCGGAAGACCAAACAGCUGCUGCAGAUGGUGCAGCAGUUUUCCGUGGACUUCGAAAAGCGAAUCGAGGGUUCGGGAGACCAGGUGGACACGGUAGAGCUGUCAGGUGGAGCUAAAAUCAACCGCAUCUUCCACGAGCGGUUCCCCUUUGAGCUGGUCAAGAUGGAGUGUGAUGACAAGGAGAUGCGGCGAGAGAUCAGCUAUGCCAUUAAAAACAUCCAUGGCAUCAGGACUGGACUUUUCACCCCAGACAUGGCAUUUGAGGCCAUUGUAAAGAAACAGAUUGUAAAGCUAAAGGAACCGUGUGUCAAGUGUGUGGACAUGGUCAUUCAGGAACUGAUUAACACCGUGCGCCAGUGCUCCAACAAGCUGGAUUGCUUUCCCAGGCUGCGCGAAGAGACAGAGAGAAUUGUGACCUCUCACAUCCGAGACAGGGAGAGUCGGGCCAAGGACCAGGUCCUGCUGCUGAUUGAUGUCCAGCUCUCUUACAUCAACACUAACCACGAGGACUUCAUCGGCUUUGCUAAUGCACAGCAGAGGAGCAGCCAGACUAACAAGAGCCAGAGUUCGGCAGGAAAUCAGGUCAUUCGCAAAGGCUGGCUGACCAUUAACAACAUCAGUAUCAUCAAAGGUGGGGCCAAGGAGUACUGGUUUGUGCUGACCGCCGAGAGCCUUUCUUGGUUCAAGGAUGAUGAGGAGAAAGAGAAGAAAUACAUGCUCCCGCUGGACAACCUGAAAGUCCGCGAUGUUGAGAAGAGUUUCAUGUCCAGCAAGCACAUAUUCUCUAUUUUCAACACUGAGUCGAGGAAUGUGUACAAGGACAAUCGCACCUUGGAGUUGGCCUGCGACUCUCAGGAUGAUGUGGACAGCUGGAAGUCCUCCCUCCUACGUGCCGGUGUCUACCCUGAGAAGACCAUUACAUUUGAAAGUGAGAGCUCCACCACCUCAGAGAACUUCUCUAUGGACCCACAAUUGGAGCGGAAAGUGGAGACCAUCCGUAACCUGGUGGAUUCCUACAUGGCCAUUGUCAACAAGUGCAUCCGAGACCUCAUGCCCAAGACCAUCAUGCACCUUAUGAUCAACAAUGUGAAGGACUUUAUCAAUGCAGAACUGCUGGCCCAGCUGUACUCUGCGGGUGACCAAAGUGCUCUGAUGGAUGAGUCCCAGGAACAGGCCCAGAGGAGGGACGAGGUGCUGAGGACUCACCAUGCCCUGAAGGAGGCCCUAGCCAUCAUAGGAGAUAUCUCUACCUCCACCAUCUCUACCCCCUUGCCUCCGCCUGUUGACAACUCCUGGGUGGGCGGUUCAAGUGGUGGCCGCAGGUCUCCCCCACCCAGUCCCACUGCUCCCAGGAGGAUGUCUUCAGGUCAGCGCCCAGCUGCCCGAGGGGCCCCUCCACCCCCUAACCGUCCAGGACCCCUGGGGCCCUUCAAUAAUAGUGCUGACAGCCCCCAGGCUCCUAGCCGCCCCAACAGGGCUCCUCCUAGCAUCCCAAGUCGGCGGCCCCCGCCCUCCCCAACAAGACAAGCCCCGCCGUAA
Lampris incognitus (smalleye Pacific opah) is the source of this 2505-nucleotide messenger RNA. It is a transcript of the gene dnm3b, whose product is annotated as dynamin 3b. Gene Ontology annotation, molecular function: microtubule binding; GTP binding; GTPase activity. Lineage: Eukaryota; Metazoa; Chordata; Actinopteri; Lampriformes; Lampridae. The record is from RefSeq and is a predicted model, not a curated record. The transcript is spliced from 20 exons. Bases 1 to 2505 code for a protein of 834 amino acids. Gene Ontology annotation, cellular component: microtubule; membrane; cytoplasm.